Molecule: messenger RNA, 5206 nt
Organism: Ornithorhynchus anatinus (platypus)
Lineage: Eukaryota; Metazoa; Chordata; Mammalia; Monotremata; Ornithorhynchidae
Gene: DAAM2
Product: dishevelled associated activator of morphogenesis 2
Exons: 27
Coding region: 241-3588 (1115 amino acids)
Biological process (GO): actin cytoskeleton organization; positive regulation of canonical Wnt signaling pathway; negative regulation of oligodendrocyte differentiation
Molecular function (GO): small GTPase binding; actin binding
Source: RefSeq, a predicted model, not a curated record
GGGUGAGAGGGAGGGAGGGAAGAAGGGAGCGGGUCUGAAAGUGAAAACAGCGGCAUUUCCCAUCGGAGCACAGUACAGUACAGAGAGGGAGAGCAGACUAGCAGACAAGCCGACCUCUGUGUGGAUUAUAGAACUGCAGCAGGAGGGAGAGGACGCAGGACACGGCGAACACAAUGGAGAUUGUACCUUUGAUUCGUUUCGACCACUGCAACUAGAGUACGCCUUUUCCCUUGUGGAAAAAUGGGAAUAGAAACAAGAUCCAAACACUGCAGGGAUCCUGUGGAAUCUGGUCUCCGCUCUGGACAGGAUCAUGAUCAGGAGCCAGCGGCCGUCCCCGUGACCAUGGCCCCGCGGACGAGAAGCCGCCAUGCCCUGGGUUUCCUCUGCUGCUUCGGGGGCAGUGACCUGCCCCCCGAGAUCAACCUCAAGGACAACCACCCUCUCCAGUUCCUGGACUUCUCCAUACCCAUCCCAUCCGCCGAGGAGCUCGAUGCCCGCUUCUCUGAGCUGGUGGAUGAGCUGGACCUCACAGACAAGAACCGAGAGGCGGUGUUCGCCCUCCCGCCGGAGAAGAAGUGGCAGAUCUACUGCAGCAAAAAGAAGGAACAAGAGGAUCCCAACAAGCUGGCGACCAGCUGGCCGGAUUAUUAUAUCGACCGCAUCAACUCCAUGGCUGCAAUGCAGACCCUGUACGAAUUUGACGAGGAGGAGACGGAGAUGAGGAACAAAGUUGUUGAAGACUUGAAGACGGCCUUGCGAACUCAGCCCAUGAGGUUCGUGACCCGCUUCAUGGAGCUGGACGGGCUGAGCUGCCUGCUGAGCUUCCUGAAGUGCAUGGACUACCAGACGUCGGAGAGCGCCAUCCACACCGCCGUCAUCGGCUGCGUCAAGGCCCUGAUGAACAACACCCAGGGCCGGGCCCACGUGCUGGCCCACCCCGAGAGCAUCGACGUCAUCGCCCAGAGCCUGCGCACCGAGAACGUCAAGACCAAGGUGGCCGUGCUGGAGAUCCUGGGGGCCGUCUGCCUCGUGCCCGGCGGCCACCGCAAGGUCCUGCAGGCUAUGCUUCAUUACCAGGUCUACGCCUCCGAGAGGACCAGAUUUCAGACCUUGCUGAACGAGCUGGACCGCAGCAUGGGCCGCUACAGGGACGAAGUCAACCUCAAGACGGCCAUCAUGUCCUUCAUCAACGCUGUCCUCAACGCCGGCGCCGGGGAGGACAACCUGGAGUUCCGGCUGCAUCUGCGGUAUGAAUUCCUCAUGCUGGGCAUCCAGCCCGUCAUCGACAAGCUGCGGGGGCAUGAAAAUGCCACCCUGGAUCGGCACUUGGAUUUCUUCGAGAUGAUCCGGAACGAGGAUGACCUGGAGCUGGCCAAGCGGUUCGAUGUGGUUCACGUUGACACCAAGAGUGCCUCGCAGAUGUUUGAGUUGAUCAAGAAGAAGUUGAAACACACGGAAGGCUACCCUUACCUGCUCUCUGUCCUCCAGCACUGCCUGCAGAUGCCCUAUAGACGGAACGGGGGCAGCCUCCAUCAGUGGCAGCUUCUGGAUCGGAUCCUGCAGCAGAUCGUCCUGCAGGACGAGAAGGGAGUCGAUCCCGACCUGGCCCCGCUGGAGAACUUCAACGUCAAAAACAUCAUCAAGAUGCUGGUAAACGAGAAUGAGGUAAAGCAGUGGAGGGAGCAGGCCGAGAAGUUCCGCAAAGAGCACACGGAGCUGGCCAGCCGCCUAGAGAGGAAGGAGCGUGAGUGCGAGACCAAGACGCAGGAGAAGGACGAGAUGAUGAAGACGCUGAACAAGAUGAAGGACAAACUCCAGCGGGAGUCCCUGGAGCUGAGGCAGGCCCGGGAGCACAUGGCUGAGCUGGUAGCUCAACUCAGUGAGUUCUCGCAGGGCGCCUCCGUCUCCUUCCCUCCGCCCCCGCCCCCCGGGGGACCGUCCGCCCUGCCGUCCGCCCUCGUGUCCGGCGACCUGCCCCCGCCCCCGCCGCCCCUGCCCUUUGUCUGCUGCCCGCCCCCGCCUCCCCCUCCCCCGCCGCCCGGGGCACCCCCUCCUCCUCCGGGGGCGCCCCCCUGCUUCGGCACGCCGCCCCCACCCGUCUCUUCCUGCGGCGGUGGCGGCGGGUCCACGCCAAGGAGGAAGUGCGUCCCACAGCCUUCCCACCCUCUCAAGUCCUUCAACUGGGCCAAGCUGACCGAGGAGAAGAUCCACGGCACCAUCUGGCAUGACAUCGAUGACCUGCGGGCCUUCAAGGUGCUAGACCUGGAAGACUUUGAAAAAAUGUUCUCCGCUUAUCAGAGACACCAGGACCUACUACCCAACCCCGCCCCCUCCAAGCAGAAGGAGCUGGGCUCGACAGAAGACCUGUAUCUGUCCAGCCGCAAGGUCAAAGAGCUGUCGGUCAUCGAUGGCCGGAGAGCCCAGAACUGCGUCAUUCUCCUCUCCAAGUUGAAGUUGUCCAACGAGGAGAUCCGGCGGGCAGUGAUGAGGAUGGAUGAGCAAGAGGACUUGGCCAAAGACAUGUUGGAACAGCUCCUCAAGUUCGUCCCCGAGAAGAGCGACGUUGAUCUGCUGGAGGAACACAAGCACGAGAUUGAGCGCAUGGCCCGGGCGGACCGCUUCCUCUAUGAAAUGAGCAGGAUCGAUCACUACCAGCAGCGACUGCAGGCGCUCUUCUUCAAGAAGAAGUUUCCAGAGCGUCUGGCGGAGUCCAAGCCCAAGGUGGAAGCCAUUCUGCUGGCCUCGAAGGAGCUGACCCGCAGCAAACGGCUGAAGCAGCUGCUGGAGGUGGUGCUCGCCUUCGGCAACUACAUGAACAAGGGGCAGCGGGGCAGUGCCUACGGGUUCAAGGUCUCCAGCCUCAACAAGAUUGCCGACACCAAGUCCAGCAUAGACAGGAACAUCACGCUGCUGCAUUACCUGAUCAUGAUCUUCGAGAAGAACUACCCCGACAUCCUCAACGUGCAGGCCGAGCUGCAGCACCUGCCCCAGGCCGCCAAAGUCAACCUGGCCGAGCUGGAGAAGGAAAUAAACAACAUCAAGAACGGGCUCCGAGCGGUGGAGGCGGAACUGGAUUACCAGGAGCGCCGGACACGGGAAGCCGGGGAUAGGUUCGUUCCCGUCAUGCGGGAUUUCAUCACUGUGGCCAGUUUCGGCUUCUCCGAGCUGGAAGACCUGCUGAACGAGGCCAGGGAUAAGUUUGCCAGGACACUGAAGCACUUUGGAGAGCACGAGGGUCACAUGCAGCCAGAUGAAUUCUUCGGCAUCUUCGACACCUUCCUCCUGUCCUUCGUGGAGGCCAAGCAGGACCUGGACAACAUGAGGAAGAAGAAGGAGGAGGAGGAGCGGCGGGCCCGAAUGGAAGCCAUGCUGAAGGAGCAACGGGAACGGGAGCGGCAGCGGCAGAAGAAGACGCCGGUGGGCAGUCCCACGGAGGAGAGCGGGGAGUUCGACGACCUGGUGCUGGCCCUGCGCUCCGGCGAGGUCUUCGACAAGGACUUGUCCAAGCUCAAGAGGAACCGGAAGCGGUCGGGAAGCCAGGCCCUGGACACCAGCCGGGAGCGGGCGGCCACCAAGCUAAAUUAUUGACAGCAGGGAUGCAGGCAGUGGACAGAAGAACCGGGGUGGGGGGGAGGGUGACUAGGAUCUUAUUCCCACCCUUUCCCUUCAAUUUCACCUCCCCAAAAGACUCCUGGUCCUUCCCAGCCCCCUCCCCAACUCCUCUACCAAGUCCAGAGCCGGAGGGCCGGUUACUGGAGGCCUCUGGUCACCCCAAAAUACUCUGGCCACAGGUGGUCAGAGAGAGGACCCCCAGCUGGCCAUAUGGAAGGGAUAGAUAGGGCCUAUCACGCCCCCCGGCAAGCUGACCGCCCACCAUCCCAGGAGAGGCCCGGACUCGGCCCGGAGAGCCGGACUGACCUCUCGGUGGUCGUCGGCACGGUCCCGUGUCCGGUUGUAGAUCCGCCUUGGGCCUGUACAGUCUCCAGCCCUCCCCCGACCACGCGUGGACAGGGAGGGUCUCGGAGCCAGCCCAGACUGAGACCCGUCAUUCAGAAGACCAAACAGGGUCUUCCAGCUUCGGAACCAAGGGGGAGGAGGCUGGAUCCGGAGCUGGAAGCAAACCCUUCCAACUUGGAGAAGAAAGGGGCGGGGGACGGGGACGGGGUUUGGUGAGGGGGGAAGGUGAACGAGAUGACCCGUAGACCCAGGAAAGUAUUGAAGGGAGGGAGGUAGGAGCCCAGCUAGAAGAGGGUCUAGAUAGUAGGGCCAUGCUUCGUCCACCGGUAGUUAUUUAUCCCUGUCCGGGUUGGCGUCGUUGGGGAGAGAGCCCGGAAAAAGGGGUGCCACUCAAACCCCUAGGACUAUAGUCUGGCCUACCCUUCCAAGUCUUUGAGAGACCCUGGGGGAAAGGCGAGGGACACCCCCCGCGCCCUCCCCGCGCCCCACGCUUCUCCGGCGGGGCUGGGGCCCCCGUUCUGGGAGUGAAGAGUAAGUCCCGAGGGAACGGGAGACCUGGUGGCGGCCAGCUGCCUGGAGCAGCAGAAAGGGAAGGGGAGAAUCUCUUCUCGUGCCGUCGCUAGGCUCUCUGAGAGUCCCCCGCUCCAGCCUUGCAGAUUGGCACGGGCCCCCAACCUGCUACCCUCUUGCCCCCUCAUUACCAGGAUCCCUUUGUGCCCGUCGGCACCAGAAAGCCAUGGAGCGAAUGUGGCGGGACCGUGGGACUUAUUCCCGCUUUUCUGAAAGAGCUGACCCGUCCGCGGUCCGAUUCCUUCUGGGGGGUGAAUUGUUUCGGAGCCCGACGUGCUCAUUCGCGAGAUGGCGUCGGCCUACGGUCCAGCACCGGGUUCCUUUCUCCUGGUGAGAGAGAAAGUCUAGGCCAUGUCAGGGUUAGGGGAGGAUGGGGUCAGAGGUCGGGGGGCCAGAAGGUCAGCGUAGUCAGGGAUGGGGUGGGUUGGAAAAGGGAACAGCGUUCAGUGAUUCUGCAGCACUCGUAGGCGGGAUGGGUCAGACAUAUCCCCCCAUUUCCCCGACUCUGGUCCUCUCUUCCCUCAGUCCUGGGCCUCCUUGCCUCCAGCUCAGCUCCCUCAGAGCCUGAAGCAUGCCUAGUGGAUGCGGCGAAGGUCGAGGAGCCGGAAGGAUCUGGGUUCUAAUCCUGACUCUGCCACACGUCUGCUCCUUGGGCAGCUCACUUAACUUCUCUGCGCCU